Messenger RNA from Pistacia vera, 674 nucleotides. RefSeq lists its product as uncharacterized. The record is from RefSeq and is a predicted model, not a curated record. Gene Ontology annotation, biological process: mRNA splicing, via spliceosome. Gene Ontology annotation, cellular component: U2 snRNP; precatalytic spliceosome. NCBI's taxonomy places the organism in Eukaryota, Viridiplantae, Streptophyta, Magnoliopsida, Sapindales, Anacardiaceae. The transcript is spliced from 4 exons. The coding region runs from base 9 to 416 and encodes 135 amino acids.
UGAGUCACAUGCUAAAACGAGUUGGACUCCUAUCUAUCUCCGUUACCAAACAUCAUCUAAUUGGAAUUUUUAUCAUUUAUUUGACAUCAAAUCUACCUUGGCCACCGAUUAAACCCUCUUUCUUCUCCUCGUUAUUUUCCGAUACAACAAAGAUGCAGGCCAGUGAUAGGUUUAACAUAAACUCCCAGCUCGAGCAUCUGCAGGCCAAAUACGUUGGCACUGGCCACGCUGAUUUGAACAGAUUUGAAUGGGCGGUGAAUAUCCAGCGUGAUAGCUAUGCGUCUUAUGUUGGGCAUUACCCCAUUUUGGCUUACUUUGCCAUUGCGGAGAAUGAAUCCAUUGGAAGAGAACGCUACAACUUUAUGCAGAAAAUGCUGCUGCCUUGCGGUCUGCCCCCUGAAAGAGAAGAUGAUUGAAACAUGCUUUUAAGAAGGUUUUGGGUUUAUGUGUAGGGCUCCCAGUUGUAAUAUCUCUAUGUAUGUUGGGGUUCUUGUGACAAUGAAGAACACUUGUUGGUGAAGCAACUGCUGAGUCUUGGAAUUGUAUUACUUAUAUGUAGUUUAUUCGUAUAUUUUUGAUGUUCUACUUCUACAUUUUCUUUUACGUCCUGAACUUGAUGUUUUUCACUUCAGUUGAGUAUGGUCUAAUAUAUUACUUUCUCUCUCUGUGUAUUU